This is a messenger RNA of Sporisorium graminicola, 3273 nucleotides long. RefSeq lists its product as uncharacterized. The coding region runs from base 1 to 3273 and encodes 1090 amino acids. Lineage: Eukaryota; Fungi; Basidiomycota; Ustilaginomycetes; Ustilaginales; Ustilaginaceae. The transcript has a single exon. The record is from RefSeq and is a predicted model, not a curated record.
AUGUCUAGCUCGUCCAGAUCGACCUUGGACGAUCAAGAUAUCGAGUCGGUCCGCCAAAUCGCCAACCAAAUAGAUGCCGCGCUUGGCCUCGAUCAGCAGCCAACCCAUGCUUUUGCACCGGAGCAUCAAUUGAUUUCCCGUCUGCUUCAUGAUCGUCUCACUCGAUUACCACCGAGCCAAUGGCCUCUGCAUCGACUCCACGGGUAUCUCGACACGCUCUUUCACCCAGGUGCUGCUCUCGACCAGUAUCCACUUGCGCGUCCGCUCCCCACGGUGGCUGCCGCUGCUGCUCCACCCGCAGCCAAUGCGGAUCCGCGCACUCCUCCCCCUCCCGCCGAUGCCAUGCUCGCACCUCUUGAGGAAUCGCCGCGCGCUCAAAGGGCAAAUCGAUGUGCGGACGUGCUCGCUUCUAAAAUAGAUAUUUGGUCCAAGAUGCUCCAAACCCACACUCGCAUCGUCCAUUCCCGCGAGCAUGACGACGACGACGACGACGACGAUCUAGACUUGUUGAUAAGCUCUCUCAUCAAGCGUAUCUUGAAGAAACGUAAAGAGCUCGUCACUUACAUCCCCGAAUUCAGUUUUCUCGAGGAAACCGACAAAGAAGGUCUGGUUGCUUUGCUCACCACCGUCUAUGCACAGCUCGAAUCGCGCAUCUCGGUUUAUCAUGAACAAAAACAGUUCAACAACGCUCUUGCGCUCGUGCUUGUUCACCUCGCAGUAUCCUGGGCGUCCACCGCCGCCACAUCGUUCUCCACGAUGUCGGCAGAAAUCCUGUCGUUCAACAGGCACUUUGCUUCUCAGUUUGAUCGUCAGUAUCGCGGUCGCGCUCCCGCUCGCUUCAUCGAACUGAUCUCGAAACUCGAUCGAGAGCUGGAUAGCCUCGGUGCUGACGUCGCCAAGCCUUACUUUCGAGGCACUCCCAUUGUCCAGUCCAGCGGCACAGGCAAGACGCGCAUGGUGCUCGAAUGCCGACAUCUUACCCCUCUCCUCUAUGUCUGCUUUCGCUCUGCCGACCACGCGGAUGGCAAUGCCAAAGCUGGCUUUCCCUUCCCCGACAAGAAUGUUGUCCCCUUUUUCCGCAAGGCUCAAUCCACGCGUCCGUUGCUGUGUGACCUCCACGUCGCUUGCUUCCUCGGCGCCUGGUUCCUCGAGCUUGCACUAAAGCUCGAACUGCUUCCCACCGAUGCUCAAAAGCAUCAGGCACUUCUGCAUCUUCACCAUUUCGAUCCAAGUACGGGUCGCAACGACGAGCGCGACAAGCUCUUCAAAGACGUUACAGAACGCGCCGAAGUAAUGCUUGGACUCACUGAUCCGGUACGCACAGCCGCUGUGUCCGACGCCCAGAUCUUUGAGCGUCAUCUGCUCGGUCCCCUCCUCCGUCUCAACCAACAGGUCAAGGGCGUCUCUGAUCACAUACGCUCGCUCCUCCACCAUGGCGGCGAUGGUUCCACUGCUGCGCACGCAUCUCCCGUCAUCAUCGCUUUCGACGAAUGCGUCGAGAUGAAUGUCGGCGGAGAAAACAACGGCAUCAAUCCUCUCAACAGCCUCCGUCGCGCCUGGCACUGGAUCAGCGAUAUGACAGCCACACACAGGGUCUUGUCCUUCUGGCUCGUUCUUAUGAGCACCAGCAGUAGCGCCGCUCAGCUUGUCGAGCACAUCGAUGCCAAAACCUCGAUUCGGGCCAAGGGCAGCGCAUCUCUACCCACCUUUGUCGGCGUUGGAUUUGAUAUGCUUUUGCUCGAGCAGCAGAGCCUCACCAGAGCGGAGCAGGCGUUCUCGUUCGAGCACAUGAUCGCCUACGGAAGGCCGCUCUGGAGCUCGCUCGAACCUGGCUCCUUCUGGCCCACCGCCAUUUUGAAGCUACUCUGUUCCAACCAUUUCGACGUCAACAAUGCCAUGCACUGUUACAGCGUCAUGGCGUCUCGACUGGCGCUCAGCCUCGUGCCCACCCACUCGUCCCGUUCUGCCAUGUUUGCAAAACAAAAGCUCUUCAUGGCCCAGCAAGUCGACCGCCACAUGCGCAUCGUCACCCACGUCUCCGCCGAUGCUUCCAUGUACGUCAGAUCUCCCUCAGAGCCUGUACUCGCCGUUGCCGCCUCGCUCCUGAUGCUGCCGUCUGCCGAACAAGAGCGGCACUUUGUGAAGUUGCCGGAUCGGCUCGCCUCCAACACCUACGGCGCGAUCCUCGAAAGUUUCUGCCAACGGUGCCUCCAUGGCGCUGACGUCCCCCUGCACAAAGGUGUCAACGGCGAGCUCGCAUCUCGCAUCGCUUUGAUGGCGGCUUGCGAUGCCAUCAAGCGCCGGCGACUUGCCACUUUGGCGCAAGCUCGCGUCGACUCGCUGGUCGAGAUCAUCUCUGAGGCUGUACCCGUGGAUGACAUGCUGGCAGGCCUUGCGGACCUUGACGGUCGCAAUCGUGACCAGCUGCGCCAACGCAUCAGCGAUGUCCACGCUGCCGCUCUGCGCAUCUCUCAACGUGCCCUGCUCCGUGGUGCUUAUAGCCCCGAGACGAGCCGGGAUGUGCCGCAGGCAUGGACCCACUUUACGCACUUUGACGUGCUUGCAGAGCCAAUUUCGCAGAUCACGCCCGAAUACCUGUGGUACUGCUGGAAGCGCGGCGUGGCGUUGCAGAUGCAUCACGACCAGCACGGAAUCGACGGCAUCAUUCCCGUGUUCAUGGGUCGUCUCGACCAAGCUUUCACUCAGUCAGCAGCAGCGGAUGCCAACGAUGUCGACGAGAUGCACGCUGCGCGCUACAUGACCUACGUAGCUUGGGAGUCCAAGAAUCAGGCAACGGCGCAAGGUCAACCAAGCGAUCAGCAAAAAGCCGCCAAGCUUGCAGGCCCGCGCAUCACUCGCGCCUCGGUCGCCGCGCAGGAGGAGCCGCUGACCGAGCGCGCUCUCAUCAGCUUGCUGUUCGACAUGGGCACCACGUCGGCAUUCCAAGAGGCUCCUCGAAGCAUGCGACCGCGGCUGCUGCCGAUCGCGGGCCAGUCGUGUCUCCGCCUGGUGAUUCGCGGCAUGAGCGACGAGCAUGCCUACCCUUGCCUCGACGAGUUGAAGCUGCGCGACAUCUUUGGCAGUAUCGUGGCGAUUACGACCGGCGCUGGGUCGCACGAGCAAUUGAACGUGAUGCCCGACGCCAUGUGGAACGCGCACGUGCAGCCGGGGCUGGCUUCGAUCUCGGGAGCACAGGGGCAGCAGCAGCAGCAGCAGCAGCAGCAUGCGCAAGCUCAAGCUCGACGCCAUGGCACCAGCAUGGAUCUCGACUAA